Messenger RNA from Labeo rohita (rohu), 604 nucleotides. Its product is annotated as CD209 antigen-like. The transcript is spliced from 4 exons. Lineage: Eukaryota; Metazoa; Chordata; Actinopteri; Cypriniformes; Cyprinidae. The record is from RefSeq and is a predicted model, not a curated record. The coding region runs from base 17 to 604 and encodes 195 amino acids.
UAAGACAUAGUAAAUAAUGGAAUUAGAGGCCAUUUAUGCAAAUGUUGAAUGUGGAGAUAUUAGGAACACAACUGGACCUCAAAUUCAGAGUCAAGGCCAGGAUGAAGGAAAAGAUCUAAAGCGCAGAGGAAGUAGAUGUUUGGUGUUGAUCACAGUGAGUCUCGGGCUCAUUUGUGUUCUUCUGCUGGUCUUCAUCAUACUGCAGCACAUCACCAUCACAGCAGAGAGAGACCUGAUAAAGAGUUACAAGAACACAGUUGAAGAGUUCAAUCAAACCAUCAACAGCUUACAGGACAAUUACACUGAUCUAAUGAUUGAAAAACACCAACUGCAGAACAACUUUAACUUUAUCAGCCAGAAGAAACUGGAUCUGGAGACCAGAGUCAAAGAUCUCACUGCCGAGAAAGACCAUGAGUUGAAGAGCUGGUCUGACAGCAGGCAGCACUGCAGGGAUCGUGGUGCUGAUCUGGUCAUUAUCAACAGUGAAGAGAAGCAGAGGUUCAUGUCUUCGUUCACCGCAGAGAGAGUGUGGAUUGGUUUGUCUGACAGAGAGCAGGAGGGAAACAUGAAAUGGGUGGAUAAUUCACCACUGAAUCGAGGGUAA